Molecule: messenger RNA, 2007 nt
Organism: Trichophyton rubrum CBS 118892
Lineage: Eukaryota; Fungi; Ascomycota; Eurotiomycetes; Onygenales; Arthrodermataceae
Exons: 5
Coding region: 1-2007 (668 amino acids)
Molecular function (GO): phosphopantetheine binding
Source: RefSeq, a predicted model, not a curated record
AUGGCGUUCUCUACAUCCCACGAUGUAUUACAGGAAGUUGUCGGCGCCGUGACUGUGACUCCUGCCGGAUGCAAAAGACCUGAUCUCCGGCAAAUACAUGAAGCGUUAAAAGACCGUCUAGACCAGCCUAAAUGGCCUACAAUCCUAGUCUAUAUGGACAAUGUCCCAAAAACUCACAACAAACUCCGCCGCAUACAACUCAGUCGCCGAUUAGGCCUAGAGACACUUACAGACGAUACCUUGCCGUCCGAUUGUCACUACGAAGCAAUUUGCCCUCAACCAGAAACUCCGUUAGACAUCUUAAUUGAUCAAAGGAGAUGUGCUGUACAGCCUGAGGCUGUCUUGUUUAGUGACAUUCCGUCUCAACUACUUCCUCAUGAGAUAUUCAGACGUCUUCGCAUUCUCGUUGAUGGAUACCUUGUUCCUAGUAGUAUCAGGAUCGUUGACGGGCCUGCACCCGUAAACUCCGGAGACACGAUCGAUGAAGCUGCCGUAGAUGCUAUAAUUCGCUCUCAGGCCCUAUCUUCCAUUUCACCUACCGAACAAAGGGUUUGCGGUCUCUUUGCCGAUGCUCUGCGAUUGACUCUAGGUGAUGUGACUCCUACUACGGACUUCUUUCUAGCUGGAGGGGAUAGCUUAACGGCUGGACGCCUUGUCUCUCGAAUUCGUCAAGAAUUCAGUGUUCGACUUGCUAGUGACGUACUCUUUCGGCAUAGUACAGUCUCUGAAGUAAGUAUCGUCGUCGAAGAGGCCAUGGCCCGGCCGAAAGCUGAAGAGAAGAAGUCGGAAGAUCUCCCUGGUUGCUUAGAGACAUACAGCUCCACCAACCCAGCCAUCCUUCUACUCAACUUGAUACCCCUAGGUGUAUUCUCCCCAACACUACAAACGCUGCGAUGGUCUAUGUUUGUGUAUAUUCUAAUUCAAACUUUCCGCUGGCGAAUCCGUGACUCUGUUAUUGGUCGGCUUUUCCUCAUCCUUUUAUCCGGGGUGGUCGAUACCGGGCUGGUAUAUCCCAUGUGGGGACCGUAUCAUUCUCGGUGGUGGUUGACCCAAAAGGUUCUACAGGUGUGUGGAAAGGGCAUAUUUGGCCACUUUGGCUUCACUCGAGUCUUAUACUACCGCGCUCUAGGAGCUCGUAUUGGCCGCAAUGUUCGCAUUCAUCCGCAGGCUUCCCUUGGGGAGUACGACCUAAUUGAAAUCGGUGAUAACGUCGUGCUCGAUGACUGUUCAUGUCGCCCCUUUUCUGCAGAGCGGAAUACUUCUAUGCUACUACAGCCAAUUCGCAUCGGCGCGGACUGUACCGUGGGCCUCAAGGCAGUCAUUGCCUCUGACACAGACCUCCCCCAGGGAACUUGUUUAGGCCCAAAUACAUCUAGCUGGGAAAUGGAGGACGCGCAAGAGUCAAAUCGCGAGCUAGCUUCUGCACAAAUCCCACAGCCACACUGGAUUUGGUAUGUAUUAGUUGUGGGAUUGCUGUCUUUGCUAGUAUCCUUCGUCUCUCGAUUACCAGCAAUAGUAGCCUUCUUCCCUGUGGUUAUGAAAUACCGACAAGUUGAAAAUGACAUGCUCCGUCAACAGGUACUCUGGUUUGUGAGCCCAUCACGUAUUGGGUAUUAUGCUCUAGUGAUACUCACAGGAGCUGUUGUCGGGACACACUAUGAACUCGUCUCUAUUGCAGUGAGAAUGCUCGGUGGACGUGUUGGUAAACGAGUUUACUGGCCAGGCACCGGAAUUGCAAUGGUCCAGGAUUACGAUCUCCUGGAGAUUGGUAAUGAUGUCGUAUUCGGAUCCCGAUCUACUUUUGUUACCUCUGACGGGGUAGGGAGGGAUCGCAUAGUCAUCGGGGAUGGAGCAUUUGUGGGAGACCAUGUUGUUGCUCUUCCUGGGGUUAUGGUUGGAAAACGAACAACAAUUGGGUCAGGGGCGCUGCUACGUCGAAACGGCUCAUACCCAGACAAUACAACCUGGACUGGAAGCAAGCAUGGGGAUGUGAUACAAUUUCCCUAG